AUGACUCCCAUUUCUCUUCUGUUGAUCGCCCUCUCCCCAUUUCUUGUGCUGGCAGCGCCCACUAUAAGAAGUCCUCGAAAGCUCCCCGAUGGCAUGCCAAACCCUAGUCCCGAGCAGCUCUGUGACAUCCAGCGCAGAGCACAUGGAACUCUGCCGGGCUUGCCUCUCCCAGAAACCAUCAGCGAAGCAGGGAUCACCAAUCUCCAGCUGAUUGCAUUCAACGAACUCUUCGAGGUCGCCUUUUUCUACGACCUGCUUUCCAACGUCACGGACAGGGUCGAGGGCUAUACAUUUCCAACCCCCGAAGAUCGACACACUUCGACGUGCCCCCCAUCCAGCCCUGCGAGUACACCUUCCCCGUCACCACCUUUGAUGCUGCCCAUUGAGCUCGCUGCUACCUUUACCGACCUCGUCAUAGGCACGCUAGAAGACGUGACGCAGCGAUUCGCAGAAGGAGGCGACACCGGUCUUACUCGCGUGAUUGCCGCCACCAUCGGGAACGAAGGGGAACAAGAGGGCUGGUUUCGCGUGCUCCAGCGGAAGAUCCCAAGUGAAGUGCCGACGCUCACGACGAGUGAUGUGAACUUUGCGUUCUCUGCUGCCAAUGCCUUUGUCGUCAAGGGGACCUGUCCGAAUCUGGACGAGAUCAACCUGAAGAUUUUCCCAGAAUUGGAAGUUCUGGCGCCUCCAGGCCCAAAGUCGCAGAUCAUCAAGGUUACUUGGGCGCUAUAUGACAUUGAACAGUCUGCCGCGUUUCGGCCGGCGGAUCUUUGGCUCACCUAUAUCAACCAGUUGAAUCCUCCCAUCACGGAGAGGCUGGAUGUUAUCAGUUUCGACGGACGGACUGUCGUUGGACAGGCGUAUUUCCCGUAUGACGAGCAUCUGAUGAAUGGACUGACCAUUGCGGUGGUGACGAUGAGUCCUGGACCUUUUGCUAAUGUUACUGGAGUGGCCGGACAGACACAUGCUGGACCUGGAUUGAUUAUUGUUAAUUGA
This is a messenger RNA of Aspergillus terreus NIH2624, 996 nucleotides long. Its product is annotated as putative sexual development protein (LsdA). Lineage: Eukaryota; Fungi; Ascomycota; Eurotiomycetes; Eurotiales; Aspergillaceae. The transcript is spliced from 2 exons. The coding region runs from base 1 to 996 and encodes 331 amino acids. The record is from RefSeq and is a predicted model, not a curated record.